AUGUUUUAUUCACACCACCCUAUUCCCCUUCGUACAUGUACUUGUUUCUUCCCGUUCGUCCAGGCGAUCGACACCGUCCGAGUGCUGGCCGCGGACAUCGUGCAGAAGUCCAUGUCCGGCCACCCCGGCGCGCCCAUGGGCUGCGCUCCCAUGGCCCACGUGUUGUUCACCAAGUUCAUGAACUUCUCGCCAUCCAACCCGGACUGGCUGGGGCGAGACCGGUUCGUGCUGUCCAACGGGCACGCCUGCGCCCUGCAGUACAUCAUGCUGCACCUGUGCGGGUACGGCGUCACGAUGGAUGACCUGAAGAGCUUCAGGCAACUCGACUCCCUGACCCCCGGUCACCCGGAGAACUUCGUCACCCCCGGAGUGGAAGUGUCCACUGGGCCCCUCGGGCAGGGCAUUUCCAACGCCGUCGGGAUGGCCAUCGCCGAGAGGCACCUCGCCGCCACCUUCAACACGCCCGAUUUCCAGGUACUGUUGGUACACUCGGAAGCGUUUGCAGAUACAUUCGGCAGUUUGAGGCGGUGCCGUUGGGUAUGA
Messenger RNA from Ectocarpus sp. CCAP 1310/34, 543 nucleotides. The record is from the annotation of a GenBank genome assembly. Lineage: Eukaryota; Phaeophyceae; Ectocarpales; Ectocarpaceae.